This is a messenger RNA of Cladocopium goreaui, 2193 nucleotides long. Lineage: Eukaryota; Dinophyceae; Suessiales; Symbiodiniaceae. The record is from the annotation of a GenBank genome assembly.
AUGGCAGCCUUAGAUGCGAAGCUUCGUCGCCAGCAGCGCAAGGUCUUGUUGCAGGUUCUGGUCAGAGCCAAAGGGGACAAGGCUGUCUUCAAGAAGGAGGUGGAACACCUUAGCAAGAAGUCUCGAAAGAACACACUCAAGGUGGAGAAAGGUUUUUACACAAAGGAAAACAUGCGCAAAGUUUUGGGAUGGAAUGCGAAGCGAAUCAAGGAUGCGGUCAGGUACUGCACUGUGAAGUCAAGGGUGAAAACGCAUGUGAGGCGUGACAAGUAUGAGCGGGACCUCAAAGAGUACUGGGUUGACACAGCCACCACGGGCACAUUCGAGAAUGAACACGAAGAGUCUUUGGUUGACCGAACGUCAACUGAAGGGAUUGCCAGCAGCUUUGACCUUGGGCUCCCUGCUGCGCCAGAUGGCAUCGAGGACCAAGGUGACGAGUCUGAGGCCGAGUCUACUUCUGGAAAUGAAGCUCCCAGUGUCCGUUCGAAAGUUCCCAAACCGGAUGACCUUGAGAAUGAGCCAGUCUUUGAGGCAGUUGAGAACAUCAAAACCGUUGUUGACAAUUUGCUUCGAGUUCAGAGCCGAUUGGAUACCCUCCGUGAGAAGCUGACAGCCCUGAACACUUCUGAAAGCCAGCAGUGCCUCCCGAAGGUGGAUGCCUACCGUUCCAAGCUUGAAAAGCGACAUGAUGAGCUUGCCGAUCUCAAGUCUUAUUUCGAUGGGCACAUGAAGGCAUCUGAUGGGGAAGAACCAUUUGAGAAAGCGAAGGUGAGCCAAUUGCAGACCCUGCUGCGAAGCAUCGAAGUGGAGUGCAUGCCCCAGACAUUCAGCUUGUCCAUGGAGGUGGUUUCUUAUUUACAUCUUCCCUACUUGCAGGACAUCCCGCGCUUUGAUGGAAGAUACAAAGCUGAAGAAGUCCAGACGAUCUUGAAGCCCACCAAGCCCCCGAAAGGGGAUGAGCCUGGUGCCAAUGCGCCCAGCGGCAGCGGCAAAAGGCCCAGGGCCAAAGCUCCUGCCAAGAAACGUAAGGCUGCCGUGGCAGAACCAUCCGAGCCGGCAAAGAAACCUAAGAUUAAGAAGAAGAAGGCAGCCAACUGUUCCACUCCUCAAGCAGUUGCAUCUUCGCACGGCCCCGUGGGUCCUGCAGGCAAAGCUGUGGCACGGGCGAUCGCCAAGGGGGUUACCGAAAAAGAAGCCUGCCAUUUGGUGCAGGCAUUUUGGGAGGAGUUCGAACCCUUGCUGAAACCCGAUUCCAUAGUCCCAAGUGGAAACUUUUGUGCAUUAGCAUCCAGGCUGGCCAGAACAGACCAUGAGAACCGUUUGUCCAGCCACCUUCCCAAAUUUGGGCUAUGCACCAACAUCCCAGUGAGUUUUGUUGAUGUGGGCCUGUCCGAAACACACCCAAUCUUAGCGGUUUCCGACUUCAUCAAGACAUUGGAUGCCGACAACAAAAUGGACACUCUAUUGAUGGGCAACCGGGCUCAACAAUAUGAAGAGUUCUGGAAUUAUUGGCGGCAACUUGUAUGUUGCUAUGACUACGGAAUCUUCGGGUGCAACUCUUUUGAGGAGCAUUUGUCAACCGUAUUUGCUGAGCUGAAACAAUUUUGCGCACGGAACUCAUUGCAACUGCACAUGAUGCACCUAUCGCGACAAUUGCUUGGUUUUACAAAAUCCAGUGAGUACCCGAUUGGGAAUUGGUUCAAAGGUGCUGACACAGUUUCGCUCUUGAAAUUUCUUGAGAUGAUUCUUCCUGAGAAACUAUUGGAUGCCAGUGUGGACGAAGAGACCAACAAUUUUUUCCAGGCGUGUUUGAAAGCCACAAGAGAAGCCAAUAGGUUCAUGACAACUUUGUACCAUGCCGCUUUCUGGCUUACACGUUCAGAAAGACGAACUCUUAUAGUUUCUGGCACCAAGUUCACCACUGCUUUCAGGGUUUGUGCGGACCACUGCUACUGGGCAGAUUUGACCAGAUUCAAACUGCAACCCAAACAGCAUAUGUUUGGGGAGCUGGUUUUCGAACUGCAAGUUCAGGAGUGCCAGAACUUGCCCAGCCCCAACCCUUUAGUGUAUAGCACGCAGCAAGAUGAAGACUAUGUAGGUCGCAUAUGUACUUACAGCCGUUCUGUAUCAAUCCGUACAAUCCAUGUGCGAACUUUGAGCCGCUAUCAAAUAGCUUUGGCUACAUUGAUAUGA